GGCGGGAGGAGGCGCAGGCGCGCUGCUCGCCCGUCUGCAGCCCCGCGCCGAGCGCCUGGUCUCGGGGAGUUGAUGGCAGCACCACGGUGCGGCCGCCCGGCCGAGCGCACGGCGCAGCCACCCGCCGCCGUCCGCCGAGCAGCCGACAUGUGGGGGGACCGGGGUGGGAGCGGCCGGAGCAGCACCAGGGACCCGGGCGCGCAGCAGCCUCCGCUCGCUCGCCUGUCCUGACCUGGCUCGCUCGCCCCCCCGAAGAAUGUCAGCCAAGUCCAAGGGGAACCCCUCCUCGUCCUCUGCAGCCGAGGGACCGCCGGCAGCCUCCAAAACCAAGGUGAAGGAGCAGAUCAAGAUCAUAGUGGAGGAUCUGGAGUUAGUCCUGGGCGACCUGAAGGACGUGGCCAAAGAACUUAAGGAGGUGGUUGACCAGAUUGAUACCCUGACCUCUGACCUGCAGCUGGAGGAUGAGAUGACUGACAGCUCCAAAACGGACACUCUGAACAGCAGCUCCAGCAGCACAACGGCUUCCAGCAUAGAGAAGAUCAAAGAACAGGCCAAUGCCCCGCUCAUUAAACCUCCGGCACAGCCAUCCGCUAUCCUCACAGUCCUGAGAAAGCCAAACCCUCCACCGCCUCCGCCAAGGUUGACGCCUGUGAGGUGUGAAGAGCCUCAAAGGGUGGUGCCUACCGCCAACCCUGUAAAGACUAACGGCACCCUGCUCCGGAAUGGAGGCUUAGCGGGCAGGCCGAGCAAAAUUCCAAAUGGAGACAUCUGCUGCAUACCCAGCAGUAACCUGGACAAGGCUCCAUUGCCGUCUCUGAUGCACAGACCUGAAAAGGACAGGAGUCCGCAGGCAGGGCCUCGGGAAAGAGUGCGGUUCAGUGAAAAAGUCCAAUACCAUGGCUACUGUCCUGACUGUGAGACUCGGCAUAACAUGAAGAACAGGGAGGUCCAGUUACACAGCGAUCCAGUUCAUCCGCCUGGAAAGACCCCUCACCAAGGCCCUCCACUUCCUCCUCCUCCUCAUCUCCCCUCUUUCCCGUUAGAAAAUGGGGGACUGGGCAUAAGCCACAGUACCAGCUUCCCCCCUCCCACACCUGCACCUGUGCCUCCCCCCACUGCACCGAAACCACAGAAGACCAUCCUGAGGAAAUCCACCACCACCACAGUGUGACGUCUGCCAUUCAAGAAAGCUUCUGUUUGUUUUUAGUUUUCUGUACGAUAAACACAAAAUCAUACGUAACGAGCACUUUCUACUCAAGCAAUAAAAAGCCCAAAUAUAUUAAUCUGCAUUCAACAAAAUGGCAUAAAAACCGCCUGGUAAGUAUGCAGAGCGAUGCGUCUGUCCUGGAUGUACAUUCUUUUCCAUGUUCCAUCAUCAGAAACUUCAGAAUAACGAGAAAGUCUGAAUGCAUUUUAUUUUUAUUUUUAUUUUUUUUGCGAUUGACCUGUGAAAAACUGUGACCUUCAGAUUCCAAGUAUUUUGAUUUACUAUGCGAGAGGAUCUCAAAUAUUUUGGUUGGUUGAUAAAGUCAGGGCAAUUCAUUUCAUUCAUGCCUAACUCAUCUAUGCAUUGAUGAUGUCAUAAUCCUCCCUUUGAUCUAAUGCUUUUUAAUAAGAAUUUUAAUACUGAAGGACUAUUUUAUUAUUUUUCUAAAGAUGUUUGUCAAUAAUUUUGCAUCAUGAAAUGCUGAGAACAAUACCAAAAAGUUUAUUUUCUAUACUAUACAAUUAUGAAUCAUGUGUUCAAAUAUAUAUGUAAUGAAAUAUUUUGAGAUUUGGAAAUAUGUCAAUAAAUAAUAGUAAAUAAUGAGAAAGCCUAAUGUUCCUGAGAAUUAAAAUGAAGUAGAGGUUACUUUAACCCCAUGUUAAUAUUCAAUGAAAUGGGAAGCAAGUCUCAAGAGUUUGAAGAAGAUGACACUGAUUGGAUAUCACAAUUUCUAAAUUAAAUAUCAUAAUCUAUGUGGUAAGUAUAUCCUUCCAAUAUUUUUAUAUUGUAUGCCUCCAUUAUGGUACUUCUAGAACCAUUGCUAAGCCUUCUCACAGGACACAUUGUAGAUAAGGCCAUUGAAAGGUUGAAAUUUUUGCCUUCUGUCUACCCGAGCAAGCUCAGUUUCCAUGGAAGAACACACAUUCAUAGCAGGGAAGGUGGAGAUGUUCCUGGCCACAGGGUUGUUCAGCAAAUGGCCUUUCUCUUUGUAUGCUCUGAGUUCAAAGAUGUCAGGGAAUUGUUUUGCUUCUUUUUUUUAUGUUUCAUAUAAGAACAUUUUCUUUCUGCCCAUUAAAUCCAAGUCUUGAGUGAUAUUUGCAAUCUAAGAAACUUACUGAGUCAGGAGUCAACAGUUAUCAGUUGUACGGAUUUGGACUGAUGUCAUUUUUGCCUUGGAGCUAAAAGUUAUUUAUCUCACCUAAAAUGAUUGUGAGGUAAAGUGCCUGGAGGGAUGUCUUUUAAGAUGUAACAGUGGAGGGCAGUGUGUUGGUGAGAAUUAGUUUAUUAUGUGAUUGAUCUGAAAAGUAUAGUGACCUUUUCAAAUAUUAUCCUUCUGAUUUUAAAACUUUAACUUUUGCUGCUACAGGGGGUGGUCUUAUGAUUUAGAACACCCUUUUAAACAGCUUUCUAUUGAAAUAUGACAAUGUAUUUUGGGACGACUAUACCAAGAAUAUAACAUUUAUUACUUAAAUGAAUGUUUGAGUGAACAAAAUAAGUGAAGAAUAGAGAAUGUUCUGUUAAAAAUUUAUUCAAUGUGCUAUUUUAUCUUUUUGUGUUGUACAUGAGGAUAAUGUAAUUUACUAAUCCAAUAUUUUGGAAAGAUAUAAGACAAUAAUGAAGAAAGACAAUGAUUUGGUACUUAUUAAUGGAAUGAUCAGUGUAUUUAAGAGCUACCAAGCAGGAAAAUAAAUGACUGAACUGUUGAAUACCAAAAUAAUGUGUUCUUAACUUUUUACUCUAUGCAUUGUCUUGAAAUAAAAAUUACUGCAGUAAUAAAAA
This is a messenger RNA of Meriones unguiculatus (Mongolian gerbil), 2986 nucleotides long. It is a transcript of the gene Prr16, whose product is annotated as proline rich 16. The transcript is spliced from 2 exons. The record is from RefSeq and is a predicted model, not a curated record. Gene Ontology annotation, biological process: positive regulation of cell size; positive regulation of translation. NCBI's taxonomy places the organism in Eukaryota, Metazoa, Chordata, Mammalia, Rodentia, Muridae. The coding region runs from base 257 to 1171 and encodes 304 amino acids.